This is a messenger RNA of Anolis carolinensis (green anole), 3671 nucleotides long. It is a transcript of the gene rasl10b, whose product is annotated as RAS like family 10 member B. Bases 1078 to 1698 code for a protein of 206 amino acids. The record is from RefSeq and is a predicted model, not a curated record. Gene Ontology annotation, molecular function: GTPase activity; GTP binding. The transcript has 4 exons. NCBI's taxonomy places the organism in Eukaryota, Metazoa, Chordata, Lepidosauria, Squamata, Anolidae.
CCAGCAUCAGCAUCACCAUCAUCAGCACCAUCAUCAUCAUCACCACCAUCACCAUAACCAUAACCAUCAUAUCACCAGCAUCACCAUCACCAUCAUCACCAUAACCAUCACCAUAACCAUCAUAUCACCAGCAUCACCAUCAUCACCAUAACCAUCAUAUCACCAGCAUCACCAUCAUCAGCACCAUCACCAGCAUCAUCAUCACCAUAACCAUCAUAUCACCAUCACCAGCAUCAGCACCAUCAUCAUCAGCACCAUCAUCAUCAUCACCACCAUCACCAUAACCAUAACCAUCAUAUCACCAGCAUCACCAUCACCAUCAUCACCAUAACCAUCAUAUCACCAGCAUCAUCAUCACCAUCAUUACCAUCAUCACCAUCAUCAUCAUCAUUACCAUCAUCACCAUCAUCACCAUCAUCCAUCCCUCCAUUCAUCAUCUCCAGCAUCAUCAUUACCAUCAUCACCAUCACCAUCAUUACCAUCAUCACUAUCAUUCCCAUCAUCACCAUCAUCAUCAUUAUUACCAUCAUUACCAUCAUCACCAUCACCAUCAUUACCAUCAUCACCAUCAUCAUCACCAUCCAUCCGUCCAUCCAUCAUCUCCAGCAUCAUCAUUUUAUAAUUAUAAUAAUAAUAAUAAUAAUAAUAAUAAUAAUAAUAAUAAUAAUAAUAAGGAGGUUGAUAUUUGGAGCCAAUGCACCCCAGAAAAUAAUAAUAAUAAUAAUAAUAAUAAUAAUAAUAAUAAUAAUAAUAAUAAUAAUAAGGUUGAUAUUUGGAGCCAAUGCACCCCAGAAAAUAAUAAUAAUAUCAACCUCGCAAGGAAAUGACCCCACACUUGGGGAUGAUGGGAUUUGUAGUACCAAAAAGCAUUGCUUGUGAGGGGCCUGCCCCGCAAGGCGAUGGUUCCCGGCUCUGGCUGAGCCCACAGCUGCCGGAAUAUGCAGCCCGGAGGCCUCCUGGGCAGCGGAAAGGCAGCGGUCCGGGCCGAGGAAGACGAGGAAGAGGAGGAGGAGGAAGAGGAAGAGGAAGAAGGGGAGGAAGAGGAGGAAGAGGAAGGCCAGGGCGGGGCUGCCCGGCAUGGUGACGACCACGACGCUGAAGGUGGCGGUGCUGGGCGCGCAAGGGGUGGGCAAGACGGCCCUGGUCCGGCAGUUCCUCUACAACGAGUUCAGCGAGGCCCCCUGCGCCCCCACCAAGGCCCGGCGCCUCUACCUGCCCGCCGUGGUCAUCAACGGCCACGUCCACGACCUGCAGAUCCUCGACUGCCCACCCAUCGCCGCCUUCCCCGUCAACACCCUCCAGGAGUGGGCGGACGUCUGCUGCCGGGGCCUCCGGAGCGUCCACGCCUACAUCUUGGUCUAUGACAUCUGCUGCUUCGACAGCUUCGAGUACGUCAAGACCAUCCGGCAGCAGAUCCUGGAGACCAGGGUGAUUGGCACCUCGGAGGCCCCGAUCCUGGUGGUGGGCAACAAGCGCGACCUGCAGCGGGGGCGUGUGAUCCCGCGCUGGAACGUCUCCAACCUGGUGAAGAAGACCUGGAAGUGCGGCUACAUCGAGUGCUCGGCCAAGUACAACUGGCACGUGCUGAUGCUCUUCAGCGAGCUGCUCAAGAGCGCCGGCUGCCCCCGCUGCAAGCACCUCCACACCGCCAUCCGCUUCCAGGGCGCCCUGCGCAGGAACCGCUGCGCACUCAUGUGACCCAGGGGGGGUGCCAAAGGGGCCCCGCGUCCGGGGGGGCAUCAUGGACACUGCCUCCACGAAACAGGAUGGGAUCGGCCCUUGAAAGAAGGAUGGGAUCGACCAACCCUCUUGUUUACAUUGCAGUCGGGUUUGUUACCCUCUCCACGAAGCAGCUGCUUCAAUGGUCUAAGGAAAGGCUCUGUUAUCUUGAUCUCAUCCAUUUGGUUUGUUUACCCGCUCCACGAAGCAGCCCUGUCAACCAUCUUGGAAGGAAGGAAGAAGUCUACCAUCUUGGCUUGCUCUGACUCCCAAUUUGUUUUCUUGCGGUCUCCACGAAGCAGCUGCUUCAACGGUCUUGGAAAGACUCCGUUAUCUUGAUCUGUUUCCAUUUGGUUUGUUACCCAAUCCACGAAGCAGCUGCUUCAACGUUCUUGAAAGACGGAUGGAAUCGACCGACCCUCUUGUUUACAUUGCAGUCGGUUUUCUUACCCUCUCCACUAAGCAGCCGCUUCAAUGGUCUUGGAAAGGCUCUGUUAUCUUGAUCUUAUUCCGUUUGGUUUGUUACCCAAUCCAUGAAGCAUCUGCUUCAACUGUUCCUCCAUACCUCACAACCUCUGAGGAUGCCUGCCAUAGAUGUGGGCGAAACGUCAGGAGAGAAUACUUCUGGGACAUGGCCAUACAGCCCGGAAAACAUACAACAACCCUGUGAUCCCGGCCAUGAAAGCCUUCGACAACACAUUGCUUCAAUGGUCUUGGAAGAAGGAUGGAAUCCACCGUCUUGUUUUGAUUCCCACUGCGAAUGAUCUUGGAAGGAAAGCUACUACCAUCUGAGUUUGGUUUGUUACGAUCUCCACAAAGCAGCCGCUGCAACGGUCUUGGAAAGACUCUGUUAUCUUGAUCUGAUUUUAUUUGGUUUGCUACGCUCACUGUGAAGCAGCUACUUUGACAGUCUUGGAAGGAAGGAAGUCUACCACUUUGGCUUGAUCUGAUUCCCAUUUGUUUUCUUGCCAUCUCCACGAAGCAGCUGCCGCGACAGUCUUGGAAGGGCUCUGUUGUUUCGAUCUGGUUCCAUUUGUUUCCUUGGCGUCUCAGCAAAGCAGCUGCUUCAAUGAUCUUGUAAGAAAGGAAAUCUACCACCUCGGCUCAAUCACAUUCCCAUUUGUUUUCUUGCCGUCUCCACGAAGUAGCUGCUUCAGCAGUCUUGGAAAGGCUCUGUUGUCUUGAUCUGGUUGCAUUUGUUUUCUUUCAAUCUCAGCGAAGCAGAAGGAAGGAAGGAAGGAAGGAAGGAAGGAAGGAAGGAAGGAAGCAAGGAAGCAAGCGGCCUGCCAUCUUGAUUUUCUUCAGUUCUAUUUGGUUGCUUCCAUUUCCACGAAGCAGCUGCUUGAACCGUCUUGGGUGGAUGUUUCUUUCCAUCUCAGUGAAGCAGAAGGAAAGAAGGAAGGAAGGAAGGAAGCCAUCUUGAUUUUCUUUGAUUCUAUUUGGUUGCUUCCAUUUCCACGAAGCAGCUGCUUGAACCGUCCUGGGUGGAUGGGGAACCUAUCGACUUGUUGUCAUGCCGUUUGGGUUAGUUAACGCUCCCAUGAAGCGGCUGCUGAUGGAAAGGGGCCUCCCAGUUGGGUUUCUUGCUCCUUCCGCUUCAAUUGUACUUUGUCGUGCUUCCAAGACGUUUCCUCACCCACUUCCACACCUUUUUUUGGAGAACUGGAUCCGGACCGGAAGGCGAAGGACCUCCAUUGGGUUGCUUUAAGAGGGGAAACCUUGGGGGUGAUGCUUCAUUUCUGGGAGUUUCCAGGGACCGAUUCAGCUCCGCCGUUGCAUCCGGAGAAGGAUUCAGAGGAUCCGCUCCGGGUUUUGGCUCCAGCUCCGAAGGCUCCGAAAUACUUUGGGGAGCGCCUUGAAAACCCGGAAUGGAUCGCCCGCUUUUACUCUCCCGGGAUGGCAAUAAACGCCCCUCUUUUUGGACUUUGAAUAAAGUUACUUUAAUAAAAUUA